Molecule: messenger RNA, 327 nt
Organism: Cylicostephanus goldi
Lineage: Eukaryota; Metazoa; Nematoda; Chromadorea; Rhabditida; Strongylidae
Source: the annotation of a GenBank genome assembly
AGCAGUACCUCAUCGUCUGCACUAUCGAAAUCUUCGGUAAAGGAUGAAGAUCAUGGUCAGUACGCUCCAAGAGUGAGAGAACUCACUGAAGAGAUAAAGAAGGCAGCUGAACUGAAGCAAUUCAACACACAGCGUAUGGUUGAUGCUAUCAAUGAGGUGAAGAAACUCGAAGUGGAGCUGGACAGAGCAGGACAAAAUCUCAGCCAGGUCCAGCAAAAAUUCAACGACCAUGAAGCCAUUGUUGCUGAGUUGCGCCUUCGAGCCAAGAAAGUCCAUGAGCAGCUGUUGAUCGCUCGUGAAGCGGACAAGAGGCGCAAUGCUGUAUGA